AUGAGCUCGGUUGUACCUGCAAAGCAUGCGAGCUCUAGGUCAUCCGCGUCCUCGAUUUCAGCGCGAAGCGACAACGACGGGUACCUCUCCCUGAACAAGUUCAUACUGUAUGAGAAUAGGCUCCGUUUUUAUAUUGUCGCCUCAAACGCCUCCGAUUCCCGACACCGCAUUUUAAAGAUUGAUCGUUGCUCUCAAGAAGAGCUCGUUGUUAUUGAGGACGAAACAAUAUACAGUGGGAAGCAGAUGACUGCCUUGCUGAAGAUGCUGGAUGACGGGAACAAGUCAUCUGGAGGCCUGGGAAAGGCUCGAGUGUUCUUUGGACUGGUCGGAUUCAUGCGAUUCACUGCAGGGUGGUACAUGGUCCUCAUUUCCAAGCGAUCCGUAGUCGCUCUACUCGGGGGUCAUUAUCUAUAUCACUGCGAGAGCACAGAUAUAGUUCCAAUCUCUUUCAACCACAAGCUUGAACGACCGGCAGAAGAACAGAGAUUGAUGAAUAUCUUCAAGCAAGUAGAUAUGUCCAAGAACUUCUAUUUCAGCUACACGUACGAUCUGACCUCUACCUUGCAACAUAAUAUGACGCAGCCAGACGGGCAUCGAAAGGGCAAAGUCCCUUUUAACGAUCGUUUCGCCUGGAACUACCAUAUGCUCACGUCUGCAUUCGAGGGCCGAGAUCGUCCUUCCUUGAAGGCACACUGGCUCUUGCCUCUCAUCCAUGGCCAUGUCGAUCAAGCAAAGUUGACCGUACUGGGUCGCGUUGUCUACGUGACAUUAAUUGCUAGACGAUCCCGCCAUUAUGCGGGAGCCAGGUAUCUGAAGCGUGGUGUGAAUGACGAGGGCAACGUCGCGAACGAGGUCGAGACGGAGCAAAUAGUCUCAGAGGCUUUGACGACGCCGUUCUACUAUCCUGCAAAACGAAGCUCUCCUACCGGCCCGCAGGAGCGUCGACCCAAUCCGCAUUACACCAGUUUUGUCCAGUAUCGAGGCAGCAUUCCCAUUUACUGGACUCAGGAAACAAGCAGCAUGACUCCAAAGCCACCGAUUGAAAUCAGUGUGGUCGAUCCCUUCUUCACCGCUGCUGCUCGGCAUUUCGACGACCUCUUCGAGCGUUACGGGGCUCCUAUUAUGGUGCUGAACCUCAUCAAGGAACGUGAACCGCAGCCGCGGGAGUCUAAGUUACUCGCCGAGUACACACAAUGCAUAAAUUACCUCAACCAGUUCCUGCCUCCUGGAAAGCAGUUAUUGUAUCGUCCCUGGGACAUGUCAAGAGCUUAUAAGGAGAAGACUCGGGAUGUGAUCGGUUACCUGGAAGACAUCGCGGAAGAAGCAAUCCAGAUGUCGGGUUUCUUCCACUCGGGUCCAGAGGCAUAUUCACAUGAACUGAAGAACAAGGAAAGAGGUGGCCCGGAGCUUACCUGGCGCAACACUAUAUCCUUGCAGAAUGGAAUUUGUCGCACAAACUGUGUAGACUGCCUUGAUCGGACCAACGCGGCGCAAUUCGUGUUUGGGAAGCGCGCUUUAGGACAUCAGUUAUAUGCGCUGGGUGUAGUCGACAGUCCCAACCUAGUCUUUGACUCGGAUGCCGUGAAUAUGUUGACCGAGAUGUAUCACGACCAUGGAGACACCAUUGCAUUACAAUACACGGGCAGCGCCUUAGUCAACCGAGUCGAGACCUAUCGACGCAUGCCUCACUGGAACAGCCAUUCGCGAGACAUCAUUGAGAACUUCCGUCGAUACUAUACGAAUUCUCUCCUGGAUGCUGAUAAGCAGACUGCUAUCAACCUUUUCCUUGGAGUGCAGAGUGAAAGGCCCCUAACACAACCGCCAAGAAGAGGUGGAUAUCGUCAGUGGUUCCACCCCGAACAUCUGGAGCCCCCUUACGUUCUCGGGCGAUGUGAGAAAGGUAUAAAUGACUUUGCCAAGCACAAGAGCGACUUCUGGGUCGAGUACUAUCGGCCCCUGCUGUUCACGUCUUUGGGGAAACACUUUGCUUAUUCUAUGAACAGUACACUCAAGCUUCCCGGGAAAACGGCGAGGGAUAUCAACUUCAGCCCAUUUGUCACGCAGAAUACGAAUGGUGUACAUCAUCAUCCACGCCUCAUGGAUGGGGUGCGACGAUGGAUGGGCGGGGAUAUGACCCCAACUCGUCGCCCUCAUAGUAGGGCUGUUCAGAGGACUGAAGUGGAGAAAGCAAGAUCGGACACUGAAGACAUUCACCACUCCAGCAAGACGCUCGCCCUGCACCUGCUUGACCCUUGGGUACCGCCCGAGGAAGAAUCAGAGUACCAAGGGUAUAUCGACCAAUGUCAGGACUUGCUGGUGGCGUCAAUCGCUGGAGAGGAAGAAUUAGAAGAGAAAGACAUCAUUCGAUACCAUUCGUCAAUCAGUGCUGGAGCUGGAGAAAUUCUGGAGGUUGAGGAUGAUGACCUGGAUACCUUCGAAGGUUAUGUGCAGCGUGGGUUGACGGAACAUGCCCGAGAGCCGCUGUGGAGCUAUGAGAGAUGGAUGGCGGACACGACUAGACCGGGCUGAUACGCUCAUUAUAUGUAACAGUAGGAGAUCCGG
Messenger RNA from Gloeophyllum trabeum ATCC 11539, 2562 nucleotides. RefSeq lists its product as uncharacterized. Gene Ontology annotation, cellular component: intracellular membrane-bounded organelle. Bases 1 to 2529 code for a protein of 842 amino acids. Gene Ontology annotation, biological process: phosphatidylinositol dephosphorylation. NCBI's taxonomy places the organism in Eukaryota, Fungi, Basidiomycota, Agaricomycetes, Gloeophyllales, Gloeophyllaceae. The transcript has 14 exons. The record is from RefSeq and is a predicted model, not a curated record. Gene Ontology annotation, molecular function: phosphatidylinositol-3,5-bisphosphate 5-phosphatase activity.